This is a messenger RNA of Drosophila kikkawai, 3121 nucleotides long. It is a transcript of the gene LManVI, whose product is annotated as Lysosomal alpha-mannosidase VI. Gene Ontology annotation, cellular component: lysosome. Gene Ontology annotation, molecular function: alpha-mannosidase activity; carbohydrate binding. Lineage: Eukaryota; Metazoa; Arthropoda; Insecta; Diptera; Drosophilidae. Gene Ontology annotation, biological process: mannose metabolic process. The record is from RefSeq and is a predicted model, not a curated record.
UGUCUUCGCGUUUAGUUCGAAAAGCAAUUGGAAAGUUGUCGCCAUGAAAUACCUGUGCGGCAUUGUGCUCUUUGUCGCCCUUUUGGCCCUCAGUAUAAGGCCAUCAGAGGAGGCCUGUGGAUACGAGGCAUGUCCCAAAACCAAGUCGAACAUGAUCAACAUUCACAUGGUUCCCCACUCCCACGACGACGUCGGUUGGCUGAAGACCGUCGACCAGUAUUUCUAUGGCCACAAGAGCAACAUCCAGCACGCCGGAGUCCAGUACAUCAUCGAUACUGUGGUCUCUGAACUCAUCAAGGAUCCCUCCCGUCGCUUCAUCCAGGUGGAGACUUCCUUCUUCGCCAAGUGGUGGGCUGAGCAGUCGGAGACUGUGAAGCAGGUUGUCAAGAAACUGGUGAACGAGGGUCGCCUCGAGUUCACCGGUGGUGCCUGGAGCAUGAACGAUGAGGCUGCCGUCAACUACCAGAGUGUAAUUGAUCAGUUCACCCUGGGCUUGAAGUUCUUGGACGACACCUUUGGCUCCUGCGCCCGCCCCCGCAUCGGCUGGCAGAUCGACCCCUUCGGUCAUUCCCGUGAGCAGGCCUCGAUCUUCGCUCAGAUGGGAUAUGACGGAGAGUUCUUCGCCCGCAUGGAUCACCGCGACAAGAACAACCGCAUCGACAACUUGGGCAUGGAGAUGAUCUGGGAUGCCAGUGACUCGCUGAGCAACGAUGAGAUCUUUACUGGCUUGCUGUACCGUCACUACUCGGCUCCCCCCGGCUACUGCUUCGAUGUCCACUGCGGAGACGAUCCGAUCAUCGAUACCAAGAGCUACGACAACAAUGUCAAGUCCCGCGUGGACGAUUUCCUCAGCUACGUCACGGAGGUGGCCAAGCACUACCGAUCCAACCAUAUCAUGAUUCCCAUGGGUGACGAUUUCCAGUACGAAGACGCUCAGGUUAAUUUCAAGAACAUGGACAAGCUGAUCAAGUACGUCAACGAGCGUCAAGCCGAGGGUUCCACCUUCAACCUGUUCUACUCCACCCCCGCCUGCUACCUGAACUCUGUGCACGAGGGUCUCCAGACCUGGCCCAACAAGACCGAAGACUUCUUCCCCUACGGCAGUGACGACAACAGCUACUGGACUGGCUACUUCACUUCUCGCCCCACCCAGAAGCGUUUCGAGCGCGAUGGCAACCAUAUCCUGCAGGUGGCCAAGCAACUCAGUGUCUUCGCCGAGCUCACUAGCAAGCAGCAGAAGGACGAUCUGGAGUACCUCCGAGAGAUCAUGGGUGUGAUGCAGCACCACGAUGCCAUCACCGGAACCGAGAAGCAGGCUGUGUCCAAUGACUAUGAUCGCCUCUUGUACGACGGCAUUCUGGGCGGCACCAACACUGCCCGCGAUGCCCUCCGUAAACUGACCAAUCUUCCAGACGGAGAAUUUGAGAGCUGCCUUCAGGGGAACAUCAGCGAAUGCGCCUUCACCAAGGACGGAGCCGACAAUGUGGUUGUGACCCUAUACAACCCAUUGGCCCACACUUCCACGCAGUAUGUGCGGGUGCCUGUGAAGGACGAGAAAUACGAAGUGACCGAUGAGAAGGGCCGCGUGGUGCCCUCCGAAGUGGUCCCGGUCUUCUGGCAGAUUCUGGCUCUGGAGUUCCGCAACAACGACACUCAGCAUGAGUUGGUCUUUAAGGCUUCCGUCAACAAGAUCGCCAGCUAUUACAUCAAGAAGGUCGAUAGUGGUGAGAGCAUGACAGUCGCUCAGCCCACUCAUACCAAGAAGUCUGCCAAGGUCGAACAAUCGGCCGCCGAGGUUCCCAAGCGUUUCAAGAAGGUUCAUUCUUUGAAGAACGCUACCGAAACCUUUGACGACGAGGGAGAGACUGUGGUGCAGACCUCGCAAAUAAAACUGGUUAUUGACAACAAGACAGGUCUCCUGAAGACCGUCGAAAUGAACGGAAUCUCCGAGAACAUCGACCAGAGUUACGGUGUCUACAGGACUUAUGACUCUGGCGCAUAUGUCUUCCGCCAGUACCACCAGGCCGACUUCAUUGUCCAGGAUGAGGGUGUAGAGUUCUCUGUUUACGAUGGAACUUUGGUCAAGGAAAUCUACCAGACCUUUAGCGAGUACGUUUGCCAGACUAUCCGCAUCUACGAGGGCGACAACAAGGUGGAGUUCGAGUGGCAGGUUGGCCCCAUCGAAAGGGAGGAGGAGUUCGGCAGGGAAGUUGUCAUCAUCUUCAACAGCACUGUCGCCUCCAAUGGCGUGUCGUACACCGACUCCAACGGCCGUGAGAUGAUCAAGCGAGUCAAGGAUCAGCGCGAGGACUUCACCCCCGGUCUCGAUAGGCAGCCGACGGCCGCCAACUACUAUCCCAUUACUUCCCGCAUGGCCAUACAGGACAGCAACAAGCGCAUCGCCCUGCUGAACGAUCGCGCCCAGGGAGGAGCCAGCAUGCAGGAUGGCCAGAUGGAGCUGAUGUUGCACCGUCGCCUUGUCCGCGAUGAUGGCUACGGAGUGGGUGAGGCCCUGAACGAGGAGAAGUACGGCCAGCCUAUGAUUGCCCGUGGCAAGGUCUACCUGAUCCUCAGCCCCGCCGAUGAGUCCACGGCCAGCGAACGUUAUGCCGAGAAGGAGAUCCAUCUGCCCUUCUGGAAGUUCUUCAGCAAGAACUCCGGAAGCACCAACUCGGUGCCCAAGGCGGUGCCCAGCUUCGAUGACUUCCCCCAGUCGGUGCAUCUGCUCACCCUGGAGCCCUUCAAUGAUGACGAGGUCCUGCUGCGUGUGGAGAACUUCCUGGAUCACACUGAAGGCAAGGUGGUUAGCUUCAACAUCCGCCCGAUCUUCGACUACUUAAACGGACAGGAGAUCCGCGAAACCACUCUGGACGGCAACCUGCCCCUGAGCGACAUGAAGCGCUUCAAGUUCCUCCAUGACAACGGUGGCCGCAGGCCUGACGCCGUCGAGUACUACACCGCCGCCCACAAGCCCCUGGCCGCUGAGAAGUCACAGGAAGCCUCCGAGUUCAGCGUCACCCUGCACCCAAUGCAGAUCCGCACCUUCAUCAUCAAGACGGAGUAAAACAAAAUUCUCACCGAGAAAUUCAGUAUUUAAAGCAAUGUAAAAUAUUUAAAUGAA